Messenger RNA from Acanthoscelides obtectus, 442 nucleotides. Lineage: Eukaryota; Metazoa; Arthropoda; Insecta; Coleoptera; Chrysomelidae. The record is from the annotation of a GenBank genome assembly.
AUGAAUGGUACUUUUAUCCACGUACCUAGCCGGCUAAUUUAUCAGGCCGAAAACGAGAAAUGAGCUGCUGGUCGAAUUGUUUCACGGACUGUGCUGCAAUUAAACUGGUGGACAGUUGGUUUGCAACAUGGAAAAUUUUACCCAAAUUCAAAUCUCAAUAUUUUCGGAAUGGAAAGAGAGUAGGGGUAUUCGGGGGCUACUGGCGUGUAUCAUUAAAUUUACGAGUCAACACUGCCUAGACUUACCUUCAUGUGAUCAAUAGAGCAAAGAUGCCCCUCGUAGCUCAUGGGACUUUUGAAAUCGAUGUCGCACACCUAAUAAAAAGGAAAUAACGUUUAAGAAUAUAGUCGUAGAAGGAAAAGACCCAUGACUUGUACUCGUCAGAGUGAGACGGUCUUGAAGAAGAGAACCUUUCAGAAGAGCCUCCAUAUUUGCUCCUGUU